CGUCCAUGUACAUUCCAUCAGUACAAUCUCGAUACGCCGCGGGCAUGGUAGAUCAGCAUGCAGCUUCUACUGGGCGCUCGGAGCCCUGGCUUCCUCCGAGGUCUCUCUUUAGUCGCGAGUCUGACGGACCCUUGCAAUCUUCCUUUCAGUUUCGCUCCUCCGAGUCGGCGGUGCUCCGUUCACACUGCCUGUCCCCGGACCUCCCAUUCUUUGAAACUGCUGGUGGUGUUGUCUAAAAUUUCAGUCACCCACCGUUCCUCUCGUUUCUGAAUCCCCGUCCUUCUUUGCCACACCUCCAUAAAGAUGUCGAUGCAUGCACCCACCCUUUGGGCGAGGCUCUUCAGCCAAACAGCCCGGAGUAACUGGAUCUGGGUGCAGUUCGUGAACUACUCUCGGUCGCACGUUAUGUCCGUAUUGGAAGCUGGGAUCGUGCGCGGUCAACUCUUAAUCGAGGACCACGAAGGCAAACAUGUCUACGGCGAGUCCGACUGUAAGCGCCCGGUCACGAUGACCAUCCGCUCCGACGACGUUUGGGCGCGGAUUGUCCUGUCUCUGGACAUGGGUCUAUCGGAGGCGUACAUGAGCGGAGACUUCGAUGUCUCCAGCCUGAAAGACAUGUUUGAUCUGUGGAUUGACAAUCGACACACCUUGAGAGGCCUCACAACUCUCCUUAACACCAUCACAGCCUACAUGUCUGCCUUCGCUAUUUUCGCCCUGGGGAAGCAGAAACCAUCAAUGGCACUGAAGAACGUGCAAGAGGCAUACGACACUAGCAACGAGUUCUUCCAGUGCUUUCUCAGCUCCGAGAUGAUGUACUCCUGCGCCAUGUGGAGCGACGCCGACGGCGGUAUCCGGGGCGACCUGACCGCAAGGGGCUCGCAGCCAGACGAUCUACACAACGCGCAGAUACGCAAGAUCCACCAUAUCCUCAACAACGCGCGCGUCAAGCCGGGUUACCGUCUCCUCGAGAUCGGGACGGGCUGGGGCGCGAUGUCGAUCGAAGCCGCGAAGCUCGGCGCCACCGUCGACACGGUCACGCUCUCCAUCCAGCAGAAGGUGAUGACAGAGAAACGCGCCGCGGAGGCUGGCGUCGCGGACCGCGUGCGCGUGCACCUCCUGGACUACCGCCAGCUGCCGGAGGACUUCAAAGGCCAGUUUGACUCAUUCGUGAGCUGCGAGAUGGUGGAGGCCGUCGGGCUGCGCGACCACCCGACGUACUUCAAGGUGAUCGACUGGGCGCUGAAGCCCGAUCGUGGCGCUGCCUGCAUCACUGCCACUGCCAUGCCCGAGUUCCGCUACACAACGCUGCAGCCGGACGAUUUUGCACGUCACUAUCACUGGCCGAACACGUUCCUCCCGAAUGCAACGUACUUCCCUCAGGCCGCUCAGCAGGCUGUUCCCGGCCGUCUGAUUCUUCACAGCGUCGAAGACCAUGCGAUGCAUUACCCUCGUACGCUCCGGGAGUGGGGGUACCGUUUGGAGAAGAACUUCGAGGGCGAGGUCGUCGAAAACCUUAUCAAGGAACACCCGCAGCUGGCUGACCCGAAGAGCCUCGAGGCGUUCCGCCGCAAGUGGUUCUACAUGUUUGACUAUGCCGCUGCGGGAUACGCGAAGGCGUAUACUGCCUUGAAUUGCUGGACUUUUGCGCGACCGGAGUACCCAGUUGAUUGCUGCGACUGAAAAGUCAGCGGUAACGCAUAGCGGCUCUCUGCAGGCGCUGUGGGCAAUGUCUUGACCUUUCAGGUACAAUUGACAUCCCCGCUCUGUAGCCGUGUCUCGCCGACACACCUUGGACAUUUGGAGCUCGAGAAGCGAUUUCAUACCUUCCUUUCACAACCAUCUAGCUCAGAACAUUCACCUUUUCAACAGUCAUUCGUUCUCGCCCGAAAUAUGUUUACUUGUAACCUUAACAUGUGCGCCAUUCUACCUUACUGUAUCGUUGUCUUCGCACUCGUUGUUCUGCUUUGUCUUGAAUAUUGUACUGUGUUGUCUCCGAAUCACAUACCCUGUGUGCCAGUGGGAUUGUGUGGACCUGUUAUGCAUGCAGCGAUCUCAUAGACACUGCGCAGAUAGGCCUCCUGCAGAAAGACAUGAAGGCAUCCGGUGGUUGUCCGGUGGUGACGAGAGCCCGAGGGUC
Molecule: messenger RNA, 2137 nt
Organism: Rhodofomes roseus
Lineage: Eukaryota; Fungi; Basidiomycota; Agaricomycetes; Polyporales; Fomitopsidaceae
Product: putative cyclopropane fatty acid synthase
Exons: 8
Coding region: 304-1680 (458 amino acids)
Biological process (GO): lipid biosynthetic process
Source: RefSeq, a predicted model, not a curated record